AUGUCGAAACAUAUUUCCAUUCCCCUAGAACAAACCUCUCUUCUCGCCGGCUCCGAGAAUAUGGGCUAUUCAACUACCAAAGUGAAGCCCAAACUGCACAUUAUCAUUCCGCCAUACUCUCAUCCUGUGGUCGGACAGGCCGCAUCAGACGACGAUCUUAUUAUCACAAUGGAAGAAACUAGCUACGGCAGCGGUGUAUCGGUGAUUUAUACCCCGUGCACGAGGACAGUAUAUUGCGACUAUUGUCUUGAGCAAGGACUCGACCACAAUCUGCAGGCUUACCACCAGCGAAGGCGGAGCACGGAGACCGACCGUGACAGUGCCACGUUUGAUGUGUAUCUCUCUUUCUAUUCUUGCAUCCUUGGUAUCAUUGUGUUUCUGUUGCUGUUUUUCCUUUAUUAUAGUGGGCGCGUGGAUAUGUAUUCCAACAACAUGAGUACAGACCUGUAUACACACAACUCUGUUCUCCCCAAGAGUCUGGGGCUAGAUAUUUACUUGUAG
This is a messenger RNA of Xylaria bambusicola, 501 nucleotides long. RefSeq lists its product as uncharacterized. The record is from RefSeq and is a predicted model, not a curated record. The transcript has a single exon. Lineage: Eukaryota; Fungi; Ascomycota; Sordariomycetes; Xylariales; Xylariaceae. Bases 1 to 501 code for a protein of 166 amino acids.